GUGGGCGAGGGGGGCGCUGGGGGGAGCCCCAUCCCGAUCUUCCCCCCCCUCCGCGCACAAAGCGGCGGCCAUGGAAGAGGAGCUGAAGUGCCCGGUGUGCGGCUCGCUCUUCAGGGAGCCCAUCAUCCUGCCCUGCUCGCACAAUGUCUGCCUGCCCUGCGCCCGCACCAUCGCCGUGCAGACCCCGGAGAGCGAGCAGCACCUGCCGGCCCUGCUCCACCCGCGGGGCACCGCCGCUCCGGCCCCGGCCCCGGGGCCGCCCGGGGGCUCCGCCGCCCCCCUGGACCCGGAGUGCGCGGCGGGCGGCGGCGGGGACCACGCGGACAAGCUGAGCCUGCACAGCGAGACCGACAGCGGCUACGGCUCCUACACCCCCAGCCUCAAGUCCCCCAACGGCGUGCGGGUGCUGCCGCUGGUGCCCGCGCCCCCGGCCGGGGCGGCCGGGGCGGCGGCUCCGCGGGGCGCCGCCGGCUCGUCCCUCACCUGCCCGCAGUGCCACCGGAGCGCCUCCCUGGAGCAGCGCGGCCUCCGCGGCUUCCAGCGCAACCGGCUGCUGGAGGCCAUCGUGCAGCGCUACCAGCAGGGCCGCGCCGCCGCCGCCAAGUGCCAGCUGUGCGACCGCAGCCCGGCCGAGCCGGCGGCGGUGCUGUGCGAGCAGUGCGAGGUGCUGUACUGCGCCGCCUGCCAGCUCCGCUGCCACCCGGCCCGCGGGCCCUUCGCCAAGCACCGCCUGGCGCCGCCGCCCGGCCACCCCGGCGCCCCCGGCGGCGACGGGAAGGGGGCGGGCGGCGGGCGCAAGCCGGCGACGUGCGCCGAGCACGACCUGGAGCACUACAGCAUGUACUGCGUGAGCUGCCGCAGCCCCGUCUGCUACCAGUGCCUGGAGGACGGCCGGCACGGCAAGCACGACGUCAAGGCCCUGGGAGCCAUGUGGAAGCAGCACAAGGCACAGCUGUCUCAGGCUUUAAAUGGUGUUUCAGAUAAAGCAAAGGAAGCUAAAGAAUUUUUGGUUCAGCUGAAAAAUUUAUUGCAGCAGAUACAGGAGAAUGGGUUGGAUUACGAAGCCUGUCUUGUUGCUCAGUGUGAUGCCUUGGUCGAUGCGUUAACACGACAAAAGGCCAAACUGCUCACAAAAGUUACCAAAGAACGUGAGCACAAACUAAAAGUUGUUUGGGACCAGAUAAAUCACUGUACGCUGAAGCUACGUCAGUCAACAGGGCUUAUGGAGUACUGCCUAGAAGUUAUCAAAGAAAACGAUCCCUCUGGGUUUUUACAGAUUUCAGAUGCUUUAAUCAAACGUGUUCAGGUAUCCCAGGAACAGUGGGUCAAAGGAGCCUUGGAGCCAAAAGUGUCUGCUGAGUUUGACCUGACACUGGAUAGUGAACCUUUACUGGAGGCGAUUCACCAUCUGGAUUUUAUUCAGAUGAAAUGUAGGGUUCCUGUUACAGUGCCACCCGUCCCAUUACUGCAGCUGGAGAAGUGUUGCACCAGAAACAACAGUGUGACAUUGGCCUGGAGGAUGCCACCUUUGAGCCACAACCCGGUGGAGGGUUAUAUCUUGGAACUUGAUGAUGGAGAUGGUGGCCAAUUCCGAGAAGUAUAUGUUGGCAAGGAGACUCUAUGCACUAUCGAUGGCCUUCAUUUCAACAGCACCUAUAAUGCAAGAGUUAAAGCUUUUAACUCAUCAGGAGUUGGUCCUUACAGCAAGACAGUUAUUUUACAGACAUCAGACGUGGCGUGGUUCACCUUCGACCCCUCCUCAGCUCACAGGGACAUAGUGCUGUCAAACGACAACCAGACCGCCACCUGCAGCAGUUACGAUGACCGGGUUGUUCUUGGCACAGCCGCCUUCUCCAAGGGUGUGCAUUACUGGGAACUGCACGUGGACCGGUAUGACAACCAUCCCGAUCCUGCCUUUGGCAUCGCCAGGAUUAACGUCGUCAAGGACAUGAUGUUAGGCAAGGAUGACAAGGCUUGGGCCAUGUAUGUUGACAACAACCGCAGCUGGUUCAUGCACUGCAAUUCUCACACCAACCGGACUGAAGGAGGAGUCUCUAAAGGUGCCACCGUUGGUGUUCUCCUGGAUCUGAACAAGCACAACCUGACCUUCUACAUAAAUGGGCAGCAGCAAGGGCCUCCAGCUUUUGAAAACAUUGAGGGUGUCUUCAUGCCUGCACUGAGCCUCAAUCGAAAUGUCCAGGUGACGCUGCACACAGGACUGGAGGUGCCACAAUGUGUAAAGCAGCCAAAGUUGCCCAGCAACUAACGAAGCUCCUGCCUGAGCCCCUGCUGGAUCUGUAAGCUUUCUCAGUGUGAUUUGGCACCUUUUAGUAAGCCAGCAAAAAAGCAUUCUCUUCCCUACGUAAAAUGUUGUACACCGUGUUGCUCACUGAGUACUCCACUGGUUACAGCUCGCCCACUCCAUCUUUAAUUUAACAAGCCAUAGCAAGCAUACCCACAGAACUGGCACUUGAUUACAAAUGGGUACCUGCACGUAUCUAUACUGCAUUGCAUACAUGUGCACACAUGCAUACACAUAUUUAUAAGGUGAAAAGUUAAAUGAGUGUAUUUUCUCUCCCAUGGCUGGAUUUGUACGCAAAAGAUAUUAAGGGCACUUGAAAAAAUGGGCAAGACUAGGACAGGGGAACACUGGCACAAUUCACCAGUUGGUGAACUGGGUUCCUUUGCCUCCUGAAAUUCUUAGUUCAAGGCAAUGUGUAUUUUGGCAGCUGAAGUGGAAGCUGUGUGCUCAGUUAAAGAAUUCACGUGCAAGAUUCUUUUGUCUGUUACUUCCAGGGGCUCAAAUGACCUUAACUAUUCCUUCUGGCUCUAGACUACAGUAAGUUGUGACUCAUGUUCCCCUAGAAUUCAGUGGCAGAACUUGCACUUCAAUGAGAAUAAGAUCUUUUUCCAAAUGCUGUCACACAAUAGUUGUGCUCAUUUGCGCUUGCACCACGAUAACUGCGCAAUUCAGAUACGAAGGGUAGAGAGAAAAAUACUCCUGAUACAUUUUCAUAUUUCUUAAUUGUGAUUGUGGGGACUAUCACACAGAGAUGUGGUUGUGUUUAUCAGCACAACUCUUGAAAAAUGAUGCAGGGUAGAUCCUUUCAAAUUUAAUUGAUAAGAGAUUUAUUUAGAUAUGGUAUAUGCAAAGUAUUCCACACAGAGAAAUGCUGCUUUCUAGCCUUUAUGCUGAUAAGUCCUGGGCAGCUGUAGUUCCAAUGUAGCUUUGAGAUCAAAAGCCUUAAUUUUCUAUUAGAUUAGGGUGAUGUAUCUAAUGUCUUGACUUCCAUGAAACAUUUGAGCAAGAGAGAUUCAUAGGAUUAAUGCUAAAUCCAUUCUGAAGAUUUUUUUCUGGAUUGGGACAUUAAUACUUUGCCAGACUUGACUGUAUCUUGAAUCUCCCUUGAAAGCAAGAAGCCAUUUCAGAUGCUGUCCAUGACAAUGUGAGUCUGACCGACGUGGAACUUCCCCUAACCACGGCACUUCCACCUGCAUGCUGUUGUCAGAAAACAUACUGGUUUGUGUGAGUGUUUCUUUUCCUCUAUAACAAGUUAACAUAUGCACUGCGUGUGCAGAGCGGUAAUGCAUAAGAACAAGCUGCAGCAGACUGUGUGAGCCCACAACACCUCAGACUGUCAUUUGUCAUUUUGUCCAAUCCUACGUAAGUGCAGGCGGUAUCAAACGAUACCACAAGCAUCAACUCAUAUAUCCUAUUGAUGUACCAUGUCCUUUUCUUAAAUUCUGCUGCUUAUACAGAUUUUCCCCUCUAAGCAGACGUAUAAGCACAUGCAUAUUGCUGUCAGACAAGCAAUUAUGAAGCCUGGAAACAAAUAUCCUAACCCAAAUCCAGCUUACUGCCUUGCUUAAACCAUAGCCACAGGACCAACAGCCCAGGCUUCCCUUAAGGCAGCCUGGGGCAGGUGCACCUUCAGUCCCUGGCCUGAGCACAUCACUCAGGUAGCGCUGAGUGCUGGCAAGGCUGCGCUGUGACAGAGCAGCCAGCAGCCUCACUGGUGGCAUCCCACCCUGCGGCCACUGCGGGGAGCGGAAGGCAACCCGGCGUGAAAUAGUCAGGGGCUAUUUCACAGGUGAAAUGCAGCCUGCCACCACAGUGCCUGUAACCAGCUAAGCAUCUUGUAGCCCUCCUCUCCUGCAGAACGGCAAUGCACCUUCAGGGAUGUCAAGACUGAAAUAGGAAACAAAACCAACAACAGGAAAAAAAUAAACUGUUAAGCAGGGAAAGCAACUGUACUUUCGUCAAAGUCUGAAAUGGAUUGUAUUAGUAAACUUUCAAAACACUGGAAUAACUGCUAUGCUCAUCUUGAUUUCUUAAGGAAUAGCAGAAACCAACUGUGUUUUAAUUUUGGGUGUGUUAAAUGCCAUAUGAACUCGUGCAGGAUUUUCUAAUUUAGUGGGUCUGCUUUAACCUACCUCAGCUAGAAUGCUAUUGGACCCUGAAUUUCCUCUUGAGCAUGCUCAUCGUAAAAUUGUCUUCAGUGAACCUAAAAGCUGUAGUCACAGCGUUGGCUUUGAGUAUUGCCAGUCAGAGCAGUGUGGGGGAAUACUGUACAUAAGUUGCACAUAGUUUUUUUAUAUUGAAAAACAUCCCAUGGUAAUUUUAAUACAGAAGGCACUCCACUUUCACUUUUCUUAUUAAAAACAACCAGACAUUGUUUGUUUUGGGACUGAACCUUUGUCUUUACUCCCAGCAUCUGUGAAGGAAAUUCAAAUGAAUUUAGAUCUUUCCACUCUUCAACCAUUGCCAGAUGUUUAAAUUUAAUUCUGAAUGGGUUUUAGAAGUGUUGCAGUACUUGGUUUUGGUUUGCAUAGUUGCUUUGGUAUGGGUUCCUAGUGUUGUACCUCGGGGAGAAUGCAGUGAGUGAUACCAGUUACUAAGUUUUAAUGGAAAUAUGGACGGUAGGGACCCGCAUCAGCUCCAUAAAGAAGCUCACAGAAGCUCAUUGUUGUUCUAACACUCUUACAAGUAGGGUACAGACUAGCUACCAUUACAGUCUCUCUUUAACCUAGUGGAGAUGCAAAUAAAAUAAAAGGAAUACAGUUAGAAGUAGGUAUCCUGCAUUAGUAAGACUAAUUUAGCCUAGGUCUAAACCUAAACAAAGUGGGUGUAUGUGUUGGUUGUGUACAAAUUCAAGGACUUGGAUUUGGCAUGGUCCAUAGCAAUAAGCCAAGUUACCCCAAGAGAGUGUAGUCUCACGACUUAGCUGGAUGCAUUUUGGUAGUUUAACAGAAAUAAUGCUUAAGUAGAUAGAAUUACGCUAGGAAACGAAUUACUACACACGUAUAUUUAUGCAGAGCAUCCAGAUGGCAGCGGGAGCCAUCUGAACAUAGAGCAGAGCAGAAUUUGCCUUUUGCAGAACAGCAUCAGGUGGGGAGAAGCAGGGCACUUUCACCUCUCUGCUCAGGCAGGAGAUAGCUUGUUUCUCUGCAGGCAACUCUCCCAUCUGGUUAUAAACCCAACAGUCUGCAUGUUCUUCAUCUACAGCAUCUCUUUUGCCAGCUUUUAUUUCCUCCAAAUCCCUUCCCUGGGAGGGAGCCAGCCUUUUGUAGUGCGGUCCUUGCAGAAAUUGUGUUGCUGACUAUCCAGGAGGAACCCAGGGGACCGAAGGGUGGCAUAGAUACCAAAGGGGUCCACUUCGGAUGUCUCUUGCUUCCUUUUGAUUCUUUGGGAUAUUUGUGCAGCUCUCUGGGGCCCCAAGCUCCUGGUCCUCCUGCUUCCCAGGCAUCUGGGCAAGCACAGAGCUGCUUUUUGUGGGACGCAUCUGUUCCUGGAGCGCAGGCUCUUUCCUGUAAGUAAGAGAGCAAAGCCUUUUGCUCUGGGAUGAAUCUCAUCCCCUGUGGUGCAGAGUCCACAUAAGGCAGUUGUAAAUUGACUAAAUGUUUAUGAAGAAGCACGUCCUCCCCUCUAAUAAGCACAAUGAAACUUGAUUUCUGAAUAUGUCAAUUGGGAACAUCUGCACAGCUGCUGAAUGAAUGCAGUAGGCAAACUUUCUGUCCUGCAGAGCAAGGGACUCUUAGUUUUCAUCUACCCACACAAACCCAAACAUUAUCCUUUGUGAACCAUUGUCCUGACUCUUUCCUCUGCAAAUUUCCCUAUUAAGUGUAGUGGGACCAAACGGAAGAAUUGUGCCAUCAGGGGCAGUCAGCUCUCCCACUGAAUGCAAUGCUACACAAUUUCCUCAACCUGUGUUUCCCUCCUCAGCCCAGAAAGAGUUCUUGCGAAGAUCUCUUACUAAGAGAGCACAGACCUAGCUGACAAGCUCUUCCUACUUCUGAGGUUGAAGGAUGCACACUAAAAUACGUCAGCAAGGAUGGUAGGAUGCUGUGAUGCAUCUUGAAUUUGGAAAGCAAUUUGGCUUCUAAAACAUAGAAGACAGGCAAACAGCACUGUCACCUCCCCUAUUUGCCAUACCUUAAAGAUAUAAAAAGAAAAAUAUAUUGGACUGAGUUAAAAAAAAGCUUACAUAUAUCAGAAUUUAAGAGGAAAAGUAUCAAAUGUAAUUUAUUAUGUGCAUAGUGUUCCAUCAUGUUGUAAAUAAAACCAUUACAGUGUAUUGCUGUAGUUUGUUCUUGGCUGGUGAUCAGAGUUCUGUUGUAGUGCUGUGUGAAUUCUGUUUUUAAUUUUCUUUUCAAAGUAUAAUUAGUAAAGAUGGCACAGAGCACCACUACCCUAGUUUCCUAGUUGUUCUAGAGCAAGAAGAAAUGUGAUAUGCAGAUUUUUUUUUUCUUUCUUACAUAUUAACAUUAAAAGAAGAAAGAGAAAGAGAGUCAAGGUUAAGCUGCCACUACCACCAUGUGAAAAAUGUUAUGUUUGUGAUUGCCAAGGAGGUGGUGCACUUUGGAUCACAAUUAAGACGACCUGUUCCUGUGAGAAGGGAUGCAAAGUACAACAACCUGUUAACAGCAGCUUUCUGGUACCUUCUACUACAUCCUUUGUUCACAAAGAGAAAGAUGGAAAGAUAGAGUUGUUAGACCUCAUCUCAGGCUUUAUCAGCUUUGCAGCAUUCUGCUUAAAUAGCAGAGGAAAAAUUAACCUUUGAACCAGGUAAAAUGCUAUGAAAAACCCAAACAUCUUGGCUAGCUCAACUUUGGAAGGGAGAUCACAAGUCCAUCAACAGAUUAUGGUAACAAAUCAAACACAUUGCAAAAGUAAAGGGCACUUGUCACUGAAAACUAUGAAAGAUGGAGAGUCAUCUUACUAUUAUUAAUUUUUAUUAACUUUUUUUUUUUUUUUAAGUGAGCUGCUUCUAGUUUUUAUUGACAACAUUUCUGCUGAUUGCUCUGUCCAGUACUACUGAGCGCUGCACACACAAAUGGCUGGAGUGGCACCGUGAAGCACAAAUCCACCACAAAUAAGAUGCACUCAGUCUUCUUACAUGGAGAAGCCCCUAUGCAAGCCACAAAAACUAGGUAUGUGAGGUUUCUGCAUCUUCACACAAUACAGGAAACAGAUGUGUGUUGGCUGAGCUAGAUACUCCGCAGCAUUUUCCCCUUCUGUUAAGUGACUUUCUGUUGCAUUUGUUAUUAGAAGCAAAUCCAAGCAGAACAGUACUAAAUAAUUUUUUUCUGCUAAUUGGAGGAUUUUUAAUAUUUUCUUGUAAGUCAGUAGAUCUAAGUAUUUAUGGAUCCAGGUCACAUUCUUCCAUCCUGAUGGCUGCUACCACCUUCCUUUAAUGUUGUCAAUAAAAACUAACCUUUCUAGGUAGCAUGGUGAGAAGACAUUAUGUGAUGAAUAUUGAAAUAAAUGCAUGAGGUAAAACUGCUGUUAUUUCUGAUUGUUAUAUGAAGCAUGAAUAACACUAAUUUAAAUGUUGGCAACCAAAAAAAGCGCAAAGGAAUAAGAUAAUGGUGUUCACUUCUGGUUAAGUGAAGGACGAGAAGUUUUUUCUUUCUUCUUAACCACAACAUUUUUUUUCUUUAGCAUCAUUUCCCAUACCUUAUAUGAAUUUGGACCUGGUGAAAUAUACAUCUCUUCUGUAUGUGUCUGUCACCAGAUCAAGAGGAAAAUAGAAACUUUUAUAAUUUUGUAUCUGUAGCCAGAGUUUGUAUUUUUUGAAUUGGAAACCAACUGCUUUUUGUCUUUUGGUCUAAAACUUUGUGUAUUAUUAUUACUCUUUUGGAAAAACCUGACAUAUGAGUUUAUGCCGUUUUACAGUUUCUAAAUAAAUUCUUAAAACAUUGCCAACAAAUUCA
Molecule: messenger RNA, 8214 nt
Organism: Oxyura jamaicensis (ruddy duck)
Lineage: Eukaryota; Metazoa; Chordata; Aves; Anseriformes; Anatidae
Gene: TRIM67
Product: tripartite motif containing 67
Exons: 10
Coding region: 71-2266 (731 amino acids)
Molecular function (GO): zinc ion binding; protein binding
Source: RefSeq, a predicted model, not a curated record